AUGUCCAACGGGGACCCCAAGUACGACGACAUUGACUCAGAGUCUGACUCUGGAGAGUCCAUCGACCAGCAUAACGAGGUCGGUGAUGGUUUCGACGACAAGCCUCUCAAAUCUGCGCUCAAGAAGUCCGCUCCUGCUCCCGAGCCAGAGGUGCAAAGACCCCCGCUGCCACCUCAAACCGAUCCCAAAGACCUCGACGUCGCUACCCUCACACCUCUCACUCCUGAAAUUAUUGCGCGUCAAGCAACCAUCAACAUUGGUACUAUUGGCCAUGUCGCUCACGGAAAGUCCACUGUAGUCAAGGCCAUCUCUGGCGUCCAGACUGUUCGUUUCAAGAACGAACUGAUUCGAAAUAUUACCAUCAAGCUGGGCUAUGCCAAUGCCAAGAUUUACAAGUGCGACAACCCUGAGUGCCCUCGGCCAGGAUGUUACCGAAGCUACAAGAGCGAGAAGGAGGUCGAUCCUCCUUGCGAGCGGGACGGAUGCAGUGGUACCUACAGAUUAUUGAGACACGUUUCAUUCGUCGACUGCCCUGGUCACGAUAUUCUCAUGAGCACCAUGUUGUCAGGUGCCGCCGUCAUGGACGCCGCUCUCCUCCUGAUUGCUGGUAACGAAUCAUGCCCUCAGCCACAGACCUCUGAGCAUUUGGCCGCUAUUGAGAUUAUGAAGCUCGACAAGAUCAUCAUCCUGCAAAACAAGGUCGAUCUGAUGAGAGAAGAGGCCGCCCAGCAGCAAUACGAGUCUAUCCUCAAAUUCAUUCGAGGAACCGUUGCUGGCAAGUCCCCUGUCAUUCCCAUCUCCGCCCAGUUGAAAUUCAACAUUGAUGCCGUCAACGAGGCCAUUGUCAACACCAUUCCCGUUCCUCUCAGAGACUUCACCAUGGAUCCUCAAAUGAUUGUCAUUCGAUCAUUCGACGUCAACAAGCCCGGUGCCGAAUUCGACGAGCUCAAGGGUGGUGUUGCCGGUGGCUCUAUUCUACACGGUGUCGUCAAGCUCGGAGAUGAGAUUGAGAUCCGACCUGGUAUUGUCUCCCGUGACGAAGCUGGCGCUCUCAAGUGCACACCCAUUUUCUCUCGCGUCGUGACACUUAAUUCUGAGCUCAACGACCUUAAGUACGCUGUUCCCGGGGGUCUCAUUGGUGUUGGUACCCGUGUCGACCCUACACUCUGCCGAGCCGAUCGUCUCGUCGGUUUCGUCCUCGGCCUCAAGGGCAGACUCCCCGAGAUCUACAGCGAAAUCGAAGUCAACUUCUACCUGCUCCGUCGCCUGCUUGGUGUUCGAACCGCCGACGGCAAGCAGGCCAAGGUCGCCAAGCUCGCUCAAAACGAGUUCAUCAUGGUCAACAUUGGUUCCACGUCCACCGGUGCCAAGAUCGCUGCUAUCAAGAACGAUGCUGCCAAGCUGGUUCUCGUCAGCCCUGCUUGCACAAGCAUUGGCGAGAAGGUCGCUCUGAGCCGACGUAUCGAGAAGCAUUGGCGUCUGAUCGGUUGGGCUACCAUUACUGCUGGUGUCACUCUGGAGCCCAGCACGUCCUAA
Molecule: messenger RNA, 1536 nt
Organism: Pochonia chlamydosporia 170
Lineage: Eukaryota; Fungi; Ascomycota; Sordariomycetes; Hypocreales; Clavicipitaceae
Product: eukaryotic translation initiation factor 2 gamma subunit
Exons: 3
Coding region: 1-1536 (511 amino acids)
Biological process (GO): formation of translation preinitiation complex; positive regulation of translational fidelity
Cellular component (GO): cytosol; eukaryotic translation initiation factor 2 complex
Molecular function (GO): GTP binding; GTPase activity; tRNA binding
Source: RefSeq, a predicted model, not a curated record